GUACGCUCGGGCCCUUUCAUUCCGGCUUUUUAUGCUAAUGAGAUUCUAAUGUACAGCUGUAUGCAGCCGUAGUAAGGAGCAUGCGCAGUGCGGGAAAAGAACACGGCGAAGAUUCAAAGUUUUUGUUCAGUUUUUUGCCAAAACACCGACCAUGUUUGGCUUUCACAAGUCAAAGAUUUACCGGAGUAACGACGGCUGUUGCAUCUGCAAGACCAAGUCCUCCAGUUCACGCUUCACAGACAGCAGUCGAUAUGAGGAGACCUUCGGGCUCUGUUUUGGGCUGUCAGAAGACCGUGUUGGAGACAUUUGCAACGCCUGUGUGUUGCUGGUGAAGAGGUGGAAGAAGCUACCUAAUGGCUCCAAGAAGAACUGGAACCACGUGGUGGAUGCCAGAGCUGGGCCAGGCUUCAAGAUGACAAAGCCGAAGAAGAUGAAGAACAGUGACGGGAAGAAGAAAAGCAAGCUCAAGAAGCUUCACAAGUUAAAGAGACAAACAGACUCAGAUGCCCACAGCACGACCUCCAGCAUGUCUCCUGCCCAGUCUCCCAGUUACAGCAACCAGUCAGACGACGGCUCAGACAUCGAGUCCAAACAGAGACGCCCGACUCCGUCCAUAUUCUCUUUCUUGGACCGUUCAUACUGGAAAAGGCAAAAGGUGUGCUGUGGGAUCGUCUAUAAGGGGCGGUUCGGAGAGGUGAUUAUUGACCCUCGACUCUUCAAGCCCUGCUGCAGCUCCAAAAAACAGAAGACACUGGUGUCCACACAAGUGGCCGCACACCUUCCAGACACACUUCCUGCACAACUGCCAGAAGACAUAAAAGAAACCUGGUGAUUGUUUUUGAUGAAUUCCCCUGUAGGGUUAUCCAUGGCAUCCUCCUGGAUUUGUCUCCAGUGGCAGACCUCCCAUUUCCACUCCCCCAAUUAGAUCAGUGAGUUAGUUUCUUUUGUAUGUAAUGUUACUUUUUAUAUGGGUAUUUUUUAACUUUUGUAUAGAGUCGAUUUUUCUUUUUUUUAUAGAAAGCAAAAAGCAAAAAAAAAAAAUGUAUGGGCAUUAGUGUUAUUUAUAGCUUGCGGAAGCAAAUUUUGUCAGGGCUCCGUUUCUGAUUUGGAAUAAUUUUUUGUUAUGUUUCAAAUGAUCAGCGUUUUGUAAAUACAUUGUCACCUUUUCAUACAUAUCAAGACUGUUCUAUAUUUUUUUUUUCUUCAUAAUUUGUCUAAUUGUAAGUGUGCAUAUGAAAAACACCAGCUAUUCUAAUACCGGCUUUUUUUUUUGUGUAUGUUGAAGUGACUCUUCAACAUGUUGCUGCAAUGUUUUGUCUUAUCUGUUCCAUAUGUGCGAAUGCGUGCGUCUGCAGGAUUUUUAGUACAUAAAUGGCUGUUGGCUUCCCCAGGGAUCAUUAGUAAAACUGUUCUCUAUGAAUUUAAUGAGCUUUUAACGUUUGUAUAAUUAAGAACGCAUUAUCUCUAACACUUUCACAGCUUAAGCAUGCUAGAAGUUCGAAACACUCCAUUUUGAUUUGUUCAACGGUUGGUGCACAUUGACUGGGAUAGAUGUGGUUAGACCAUGCAUGCAGUACAUUCCUCUUCCUUUUUGGAAUGACAAAAGUGAUUUAUUUAUUUCUUUUGUACAGCCUCCAAUGAAGCGCAUGUUGUAAAGCAAAUGUUUUUUAAAAGGAUAUUGUAAAUACAGUUGUUUUGCUCUUGGUACAUCCAAACCUUUUAAAAUAACAUAGAAAAACUUCUACUUCUGUAAAGAUAAAAAAAAAUGUUUGUGUGUCGGAAAGGUGCUGAAAACAUGUACUUUUACGCUAAGCCAGUUGAUGGAAUUUAUCACAUUGUCACAUCUCAUUUUCACAGACGUUUCUGUAAAGGCGAAUAAAGCUGCAGCCUAAGCUCUGCAGCAAAUAUAUGUAAACUGCAGGGAAUGGUAGAUUUAAUUGUAAUAUUCCUUAUUUUUUUUUAUAGCUAAUGGCUGCAAUGAUCAAUAUGGUCAUUUCUACAUUUUUGCCAGAAAAAUGCUGUUAGUGAAAGUGUUUUUGUGAUUGCCAUUUCUGUGGUUUUAUGAUCAGAAGCAAUUGUCAAAGUUCAAACUAUGCAGACAUUUUGAAUGUGAGAAGUGCUCUGGGCUCUAUCACUCUCGCUUUUACAGUAUGAAGUGAUGGAUCCUUAUUCAACCAAAUUGGCUUGUAAAAAGCAUACGUUGUUCCAGCAAUAAUUGUUCAUUUUCCUAAUCAAAAUCCAUAAUUAUGUAUGUCAUAAUGCUCAGAUUGCACAUUUUAACCAUGGUGCAUACUGUCUCAAAUUAAUACUGUAAUGACAUGGUUGCUUUGUUUUUGUUUUUUCCAUUAUUGUAACCAAUCUCAAACUUCAAGAAUUGACAGGCAAUGAUCUGUAAAGUUGCUUAAUAUAUAAACUUUUCUGCGGCAGGGUAGUUAAAUGCUGAACAUGUUUUAUGAUUCUUAUAAAAAGGAGAAAUGCUGCUCCCUUUUAAGCUGGGAAAUAAGCUUGUUUUUUGUCCUUAGGGAGUUGCCAUAUUGUUUUUGCGAGGUACAUUUUGGGAUGUGAGAUGUGCCUUAAUGAAUUACCUGACCUUGUCAUUAUGAUUCUCAUGUAAUUUAUAAUUAUUUAUUGCAAAACCUUUUUUUUUAUACUGACAUUUUGAUAGCUGGUGUAGAGCCUCUCAGAAAGUCUGUCUUUAAUUUUGUGCACUUCCUUUGAACAUGCAAUGUAGAUGUUUUUUUUAAAUAAUUUUUGUAUACUGUACCACAAAGUAGAUCUGUAUUGUAAUAAAAAAAAAUUGAAAGGAAAAAAAA
Molecule: messenger RNA, 2813 nt
Organism: Centropristis striata (black sea bass)
Lineage: Eukaryota; Metazoa; Chordata; Actinopteri; Perciformes; Serranidae
Gene: sinhcafl
Product: SIN3-HDAC complex associated factor, like
Exons: 6
Coding region: 152-832 (226 amino acids)
Biological process (GO): negative regulation of cell migration
Source: RefSeq, a predicted model, not a curated record